ACGCGCGCGCGCCCCGCCGGGAGGCGCGGUACAGGCUCAGGAGGUUGGACCCUUCUCGGCCACCGUCGCCCAGUUCCCUUUCCGAUUCGUUCUCCUUUCCCAUGCUUCCGUUCGGCCCCUUGAGGUGGUUGAUGUGUGCGGGCUGGGCGCGUCUGUGGAAAGGGAACCUCGUGGUGUGAGCUGAGGAAGCCGGAGGAAGGCAGCAGAAGCCUGCCUUCCCCUGCACUGGCCGCGCACUCGGCUGAUUGAGAGCUCCCUGGUUGUCAACAGAUACGUUCUCGUGGAGAGGUCUCGCGUGUGCCCUCCCGCCAUGGCACAGCUCCAGGCGCGUUUCUACACGGAGAACAAGAAAUAUUCAGUAGAUGAUGUUCCUUUCUCAAUCCCUGCCACCUCUGAAGUUGCUGACCUUAGUAACAUCAUCAAUAAAUUGCUGGAGACCAAAAAUGAGCUCCACAAAUAUGUCGAGUUCGAUUUCCUUAUCAAGGGCCAGUUUCUUCGAAUGCCCUUGGUCAAACACAUGGAACUGGAAAACAUUUCAUCGGAAGAGGUUGUGGAACUAGAAUACGUGGAGAAAUACACCGCGCCCCAGCCAGAGCAGUGCAUGUUCCAUGAUGACUGGAUCAGCUCGAUUGAAGGGGCAGAAGAGUGGAUCCUGUCUGGUUCUUACGAUAAGACAUCUCGGAUCUGGUCCUUGGAAGGAAAGUCAAUAAUGACUAUUGCAGGACAUACAGAUGUUGUGAAAGAUGUGGCUUGGGUGAAAAAAGACAAUUUGUCCUGCUUACUCCUGAGUGCCUCAAUGGACCAGACUGUCCUCUUAUGGGAAUGGAACGUGGAGAAGAACAAAGUCAAAGCUCUCCACUGCUGCAGAGGUCAUGCUGGGAGUGUGGACUCCAUAGCAGUCGACAGCUCAGGAACCAAAUUCUGCAGCGGCUCCUGGGAUAAGAUGCUGAAGAUCUGGUCUACAGUCCCUACAGAUGAAGAAGAUGAAGUAGAAGAAUCCACAAAUCGGCCAAGAAAGAAGCAAAAAACAGAGCAAUUGGGACUAACAAGGACUCCCUUGGUGACCCUCUCUGGCCACACAGAAGCAGUUUCCUCAGUACUUUGGUCAGAUGCUGAAGAAAUCUGCAGUGCGUCUUGGGAUCACACAAUUAGAGUGUGGGAUGUUGAAUCUGGUGGUCUUAAGUCAACUCUGACAGGAAAUAAAGUGUUUAAUUGUAUUUCCUAUUCUCCCCUUUGUAAACGUUUGGCAUCUGGAAGCACAGAUAGGCAUAUUAGACUGUGGGAUCCCCGAACUAAAGACGGGUCUUUGGUGUCACUGUCCCUCACCUCACACACAGGCUGGGUAACAUCAGUGAAGUGGUCUCCCACCCACGAACAGCAGCUCAUUUCAGGCUCUUUAGACAACAUUGUCAAGCUGUGGGAUACAAGAAGCUGUAAGGCUCCUCUCUAUGAUCUCGCUGCUCAUGAAGAUAAAGUUCUAAGUGUGGACUGGACUGACACAGGGCUACUUCUGAGUGGAGGAGCAGACAAUAAAUUGUAUUCCUACAGAUAUUCACCUACCACUUCCCAUGUAGGGGCUUGAAAAUGAAUGAUUGAUCAAAGACUGUCUUGUUGGG
Messenger RNA from Peromyscus californicus insignis, 1616 nucleotides. It is a transcript of the gene Wdr12, whose product is annotated as WD repeat domain 12. The record is from RefSeq and is a predicted model, not a curated record. The coding region runs from base 311 to 1582 and encodes 423 amino acids. NCBI's taxonomy places the organism in Eukaryota, Metazoa, Chordata, Mammalia, Rodentia, Cricetidae. Gene Ontology annotation, cellular component: preribosome, large subunit precursor; PeBoW complex. Gene Ontology annotation, biological process: maturation of LSU-rRNA from tricistronic rRNA transcript (SSU-rRNA, 5.8S rRNA, LSU-rRNA); maturation of 5.8S rRNA from tricistronic rRNA transcript (SSU-rRNA, 5.8S rRNA, LSU-rRNA); ribosome biogenesis. Gene Ontology annotation, molecular function: protein binding. The transcript is spliced from 14 exons.